Lemur catta (Ring-tailed lemur) is the source of this 847-nucleotide messenger RNA. RefSeq names its product olfactory receptor 51A4-like. Gene Ontology annotation, biological process: G protein-coupled receptor signaling pathway. Gene Ontology annotation, molecular function: G protein-coupled receptor activity; olfactory receptor activity. The record is from RefSeq and is a predicted model, not a curated record. Gene Ontology annotation, cellular component: membrane. NCBI's taxonomy places the organism in Eukaryota, Metazoa, Chordata, Mammalia, Primates, Lemuridae.
UUUACCAUCCUCUUCUUUAUCAAGACAGAACAAAGCCUCCAUGAACCUAUGUACUAUUUCCUUUCCAUGCUCUCCAUCUCUGACCUAGGGCUGUCCCUCUCUUCCUUACCCACCAUGUUGGGACUAUUCCUAUUUGGUAUCCAGGAAAUUCAUGCAGCUGCAUGCUUUGCCCAGGAGUUUUUUAUCCAUCUGUUCACAGUCAUGGAAGCCUCGGUGCUGUCUGUAAUGGCAUUUGACCGAUACGUGGCAAUCCAACCUUUGAGAUACAGCACAAUCUUAACCAGCUCAAGAGUCAUCAAAACAGGGGUCUUUCUGACUUCCAAGAAUGUUCUUUUGAUCCUUCCACUGCCGUUUCUCUUGCAACGGCUGACAUACUGUCAUCAAAACCUGCUCUCCCACUCCUAUUGUCUCCACCAGGAUGUCAUGAAGCUGGCAUGCUCUAACAACAGAGUCAAUGUUGUUUAUGGACUCUUUGCAGCACUUUCUGCUAUGUUGGACUUGGUGUUUAUUACUUUCUCCUACAUUAUGAUUUUGAAGACUGUACUAGGAAUCGCAACCCCAAGAGAACAGUUCAAGGCCCUCAACACCUGCAUCUCUCGCAUCUGUGCCGUGCUCAUCUUCUAUGUGCCCAUGCUGAGUGCGGCAAUGCUCCACCGUUUUGCCAGGGAUGUGUCUCCUAUGAUCCAUGUGCUCAUGGCUGAUAUAUUCCUUUUGGUGCCACCACUCAUGAACCCCAUUGUGUACUGUGUGAAGACCCAUCAAAUCCGGGAAAAGGUCGUGGGGAAAUUUUGUCCAAAAAUAAGCUGAUCAAAGGAAUGAGAAAGGGACUAAACAUCAUAUUAUGGAG